Molecule: messenger RNA, 606 nt
Organism: Colletotrichum spaethianum
Lineage: Eukaryota; Fungi; Ascomycota; Sordariomycetes; Glomerellales; Glomerellaceae
Exons: 2
Coding region: 1-606 (201 amino acids)
Source: RefSeq, a predicted model, not a curated record
AUGCACACAGGUGUCUGCGUAACCACGACCACUUGCUCGUCCAAUGGAGGUACUACUAUUGACGGCGCAUGCCCCGCCGAUGCAGCCAAUGUCAAAUGCUGUACCAAGUCACCUUGUGGCAGCAGCGGCGGUAAUUGUCGCUGGACGAGUGAUUGCGCCGGCACAUCGGCUUCGAAUCAGUGCCCAGGCCCAAGUGCAUUCCAAUGCUGCUCUUCCUCAGCCAGCGGCUUCGGUGGCUACGGCGCUCCUUCAAUUCCAUCCGUUGGUGCUUGCAAACAGGUCGCCGUUGAUGGCGCAAAGGAGAUUGUUGCGGCGUUUCCGGGUAGGGUCCGGGAAGUAUUUUGUACUCGUGACUGUACUUGCCCCGGUACUUCGGACCAUUGCUGCGGUAAAGCAACGGAUAUGAUGUGUUCCGACGGCGGUGGCGUACCUACUGUUUCUGGCAAGGAGAUCGCAGAGUGGGUUAUGAACAACAGGAACGCUCUCAAUCUAAAAUAUGUGAUCUGGGGUCAGAGGAUUUGGAAUCCGUCUCAAGAUUCUGUGAAAUCUUGGUCGAGCUGGCGUUCCAUGGAAGAUCGAGGCGACUUUACCGCAAAUCAUUGGUAA